CAGUGCAGGAGCCGGAGUGCGAGCGGGAGCCGGGCCGGGAGCGGGGCUCGGCCGGCGGCAGCAGCAGAGCAGCAUCGCCGCUUCGCUGCCGUCUGGCGGAACGGGGCGAAGCGAAGCGGCCGGCGGGUCACGCCGCGCCCCCUCGCUGGUCUGUCCCCCCCGCGUUCCCGUGAGCCGCUCCCCGCCCGGGUCCCGCGGGUGCAGCAUGAAGUGCGGCGAUGGCCCGGAGAGGUAAGACGGCGGUGAGGACGCUGGAAGACCUGACGCUGGACUCCGGGUAUGGUGGCGCGGCGGACUCGGUGCGCUCCUCCAACUUGUCGCUGUGCUGCUCGGAUUCGCACCCCGCGUACCCCUAUGGAGGAAGCUGCUGGCCGCACCUAACUGACUCCAUGCACAGUCGGCACAACAGCUUCGACACCGUCAACACCGUCCUAGCGGAAGACUCCGAGGUGCUGGACUGCGCGGGGCAGCAGUGCUCCCGGCUCCUGCCCGACCUUGAGGAGGUCCCCUGGAGCCUGGAGGAGGUGGAGGCACUGCUGCUGCCGCCGCCGCCGCGCCGGGAGCCGCGGGCGCCGGGCGCCGCCAGCCCCGGGAGCCGGGAUGCGGCGGCGCGGCUCUCGACGCUGGUGAGCCGGGCGCUGGUGCGCAUCGCCCGGGAGGCGCAGCGGCUGAGCCUCCGCUUCGCCAAGUGCACCAAGCACGAGGUGCGGAGCGCCAUGGAGAUCGUCCUGGGCUGGACGCUGGCGGCCCGCUGCACGGCGGCCGCCCUGGGCGCCCUCUCCCUCUACAACAUGAGCAGCAGCGGCGGCGACCGCUUCAGCCGCGGCAAGUCGGCCCGGUGCGGACUGGCCUUCUCCGUGGGCAAGUUCUACCGCUGGAUGGUGGACAGCCGCGUGGCCCUGCGCAUCCACGAGCACGCCGCCAUCUACCUCACGGCGGGCACCGAGAGCCUGUUCCGCGACAUCCACGCGCGGGUCCUGGCCGGCCCUGCCGCCCCGCUCCCGCCGCCCGGCCGCCCUCCGGCCGCCGCCGCCGUCGCCGCCCCGGCCGAGAAGGAGAAGGAGGGCGGCGAGGCGCCCCGCUUCACCCUGGAGGCGCUGGAGCAGACGGUCAACAACGACCCCGAGCUCUGGGGCUUGCUGCAGCCCUACCAGCACCUCAUCUGCGGAAAGAAUGCCAGCGGUGUUCUCUGCCUGCCGGACAGCUUGAACCUUCACAAAGACCAGCAAAGGUCAAACAAGCCUGGGGAGGUGCAGAUGUUCAGCCAGUCAGAGCUAAGGACCAUCGAGCAGUCUUUACUUGCUACGCGCGUGGGGAGCAUUGCUGAACUCAGCGACCUGGUGUCUCGAGCAAUGCAUCACCUCCAGCCCCUCAAUGCCAAGCAGCACGGGAAUGGAACACCAAUGCACCAGAAGCAGGGAUCGUUCUACUGGGAGCCAGAGGCUCUCUACACCCUUUGCUACUUCAUGCACUGUCCACAGAUGGAGUGGGAAAACCCCAAUGUGGAGCCAUCAAAAGUCACGCUGCAGACUGAGAGGCCGUUCAUUGUGCUGCCUCCCCUGAUGGAAUGGAUUCGGGUUGCCGUGGCUCACGCGGGGCACCGUCGCAGUUUCUCGGUGGACAGCGAUGACGUACGGCAGGCAGCGAGGCUCCUGCUGCCGGGAGUUGACUGCGAACCUCGACAGUUAAAAAUCGACGACUGUUUUUGUGCGUCUCGGAAGCUGGAUGCAGUUGCCACUGAAGCGAAGUUCAAGCAAGACCUCGGUUUUCGGAUGCUCAACUGUGGCCGAACGGAUCUGGUUAAACAAGCCAUAUCCUUGCUGGGGCCAGAUGGGAUUAACAGCAUGAGUGAACAGGGCAUGACUCCACUGAUGUAUGCUUGUGUCAGGGGUGAUGAGGCUAUGGUGCAGAUGCUGCUAGAUGCUGGAGCAGAUCUAAAUGCUGAGGUUGUCAGUACUGCUCAUAAAUACCCAUCCGUCCACCCUGAGACCCGCCAUUGGACAGCUCUGACAUUUGCUGUGUUGCAUGGACAUAUUCCUGUAGUUCAGCUGUUGCUGGAUGCUGGAGCAAAAGUAGAAGGUUCCUUGGAGCAUGGAGAGGAAAAUUACUCUGAAACUCCUUUACAAUUGGCAGCAGCUGCUGGAAAUUUUGAACUCGUCAGUUUGCUGUUGGAGCGAGGAGCUGACCCCAUGAUAGGAACAAUGUACAGGAAUGGCAUUUCCAUGAAUCCACAAGGUGACAUGAACUCUUUCAGUCAGGCUGCUGCACAUGGACACAGGAAUGUCUUUCGUAAACUGCUUGCUCAGCCAGAGAAGGAGAAGAGCGAUAUUCUGUCACUGGAGGAGAUCCUGGCUGAGGGAACGGACUUGCCCGACUCGGCAGCAGCUCCGCUCUGCGCCAGCCGCAACAGCAAGGCCAAGCUGAAAGCCCUGAAGGAGGCCAUGUACCACAGCGCCGAGCACGGCUACGUGGAUGUGACCAUUGACAUACGGAGCAUAGGUGUUCCCUGGACACUCCACACAUGGCUGGAGUCCUUGCGCACAUCCUUCCAGCAGCACAGACGACCCCUCAUCCAGUGCUUGCUUAAGGAAUUCAAGUCCAUUCAGGAAGAAGAGUACACAGAGGAGCUUAUCACACAAGGGUUGCCUCUGAUGUUUGAGAUACUGAAGGCCAGCAAGAAUGAAGUGAUCAGCCAGCAGCUCUCUGUCAUUUUCACUCAUUGCUAUGGACCCUACCCAAUUCCAAAGCUGGUUGAAAUUAAGCGCAAGCAGACCUCCCGCCUAGAUCCCCAUUUUCUUAACAAUAAAGAGAUGUCAGAUGUUACAUUUCUGGUGGAAGGAAGACCGUUUUAUGCACAUCGAGUGUUGCUAUUUACUGCAUCACCAAGGUUUAAAGCGUUGCUGUCUAGCAAGCCCUCAUCUGAUAGUACUUGUAUUGAGAUCAACUAUGUGAAGUACCCCAUCUUUCAGCUGGUUAUGCAGUAUCUUUAUUAUGGAGGUGCAGAGUCACUCCUGAUUAAAAAUAAUGAAAUUAUGGAGCUUCUCUCUGCUGCUAAAUUUUUCCAGCUUGAAGCUUUACAACGACACUGUGAGAUCAUUUGUGCAAAAAGCAUUAAUACAGAAAACUGCGUGGAUAUUUAUAAUCAUGCCAAGUUUCUCGGCGUCACAGAACUAUCUUCCUAUUGUGAAGGCUACUUUCUAAAAAAUAUGAUGGUCCUCAUUGAAAAUGAAGCUUUCAAACAGCUGUUGUAUGACAAGAAUGGAGAAACAUCUGGUCAAAAUGUACUAGAGGACUUACAGAGGACGUUGGCCACAAGGAUUCAGUCAAUUCAUUUGUCUUCUUCAAAGGGCUCCGUUGUGUAAAGCUGAGGAAGAUGGUAACCCUCUAAUAAAACACCCUGCAAGUUAAGUCUGCUGGUGCAGUUGCUUAAACCUGUUGCAGUUGCUUAAACGACUACAAAAAAGAAAAUUUAAGAAAUUCUACUUCGCAUCCAAAUAGUUCUGUUUUGGCCAAAGGUGCUGCGCUGGGGCUGUAUCCCUGUUUGGAUGAGAGAAUACAGAAAACCAAGUUCCUCCAUGGUUUUGAGCAAACUGGGUACAAGAGUAUCUGGUGAAUUGCUGUUGUACUCAAAUCCUGAACAUUAACCUCUUUGUGGAUCUUGAUGCCAACAAAAGCCAGAACUCACAUCAGUGAACAGCAGAAGCCCCUGCCUUGAAGGGUAGUGCCAGGGAACACCUGAAUUGACCAAUUAAUCAUUUAAGUCAGAUUUGUUCCAGUGUUACACAUUUAAGAACUGUAUCUAUCCCGGAGUCCAUUAUCUCAUGCAUUUGAGAAAUGUAAGAACUGUUCUUGCUGUCAAGCAAAGAUCAGCUGUAUUAGAGAGUGGGUAAGACUGUUGCAGUUGAGGAAAUAUACUGGCAGAUUUUUAGGGGUGGGAACUUUUUAAAUUGUUCAUAAAAAAUGGGGUGGCCUUGUAGUUUAAAAACUAUUUCUUAAGCUUAAAAUUUCAUUUUCAACAGAGCUGUGUUUGAGAAUCUAUGUAACAUGUUUUGGUUUUUUAAAUGGUAAAAUGUACAUUGUGUAAACAUACAUAUGAUCAAGUUUUGCUUGUAUUCUUUCCUAGGGUGGUAUAAUCUUGCCUAACAGGCUAUGGUUACACCAAAGAGGUACAUUACCCAGACUAUCUCUAAUACAGUAGUUGGGGGGGGCAGAAGAACUGCAUGCUACUCGUGAUUUGGGGUUAAAAACAAUGACAAACUCAACAAACAUGCGUUUGCAUGGUAACUGUACCUGUGAAAUGUUACAUUCAUGCUUUGUUUUGCCAAGACAAAUGCAAUGUUACUUCUUGUCAAACUUCAUUUGUGAAAUUAGCAUAUUUUUUUAUUUGGUGCGAUUGGCUGUGAUAUGAUACCCCUGGAGCUCCUUCUUGAGGUGCUGAUUUCUGUUUGUUGCAGUGAAGGGAUAAUAACAGAUCUUUACUUGAGUAAUGUGUGGAUAUUUUGCUACUGGCCAGAGAUUGUUGUCCUAGUUAGACUUUUUUAAAUUAUAAUUAAAUAUGUACUAUAGAAUGAUUCCUCACUGUAUCCUGAGAAUGUAUAGGUUAUCUACAA
Molecule: messenger RNA, 4610 nt
Organism: Neopelma chrysocephalum (saffron-crested tyrant-manakin)
Lineage: Eukaryota; Metazoa; Chordata; Aves; Passeriformes; Pipridae
Gene: ABTB3
Product: BTB domain containing 11
Exons: 17
Coding region: 219-3362 (1047 amino acids)
Molecular function (GO): protein heterodimerization activity
Source: RefSeq, a predicted model, not a curated record